Molecule: messenger RNA, 1828 nt
Organism: Nerophis lumbriciformis (worm pipefish)
Lineage: Eukaryota; Metazoa; Chordata; Actinopteri; Syngnathiformes; Syngnathidae
Source: RefSeq, a predicted model, not a curated record
GAGGAUUCCUCCCUCCAUCCUCCGGGCAAUGACAACGGUCUCGGCAACCCCGCAGCAGAUGAGGGACCGGCUGCUGCAGGCCAUCGACAGUCAGAGCAAUAUAUGCAAUAUGGUGGUUGUACUUGAGGUGAUUACCUGUCUGGAGAAGUAUCCUAUCACCAAAGAAGCACUUGAGGAAACCCGACUCGGAAAGCUGAUCAACGAUGUGAGGAAGAAGACCAAGGAUGAAGACCUCGCCAAGCGGGCCAAGAAGCUCUUGCGAAACUGGCAAAAGCUGAUCGAACCUGGGCCCGCGGUCGCGUUGACGGCUCCCGGUUCCACCAACGGCAGCUCUCACCCCUGCAGGACGGAAGCCUCCCCGCCCGAAAUCUCUUUGUCGGUGAAGGGCGUCCCCGAAGUCAAAGUCAGAAAUGACGUUCACAACACGUACUCUCCAAAGGCUGAGAAAUCAAGCAGUCGCAAGCGCCGGGCCGAGCACAGAGACAGUGGUGUGCAUUUACCGGAAAAAAUCUCCAAGUUUUCAUCUUACGAUAACGCCGUUUCACCGCCGCCCACUAAUGGGAUCGCGGGAAGCCCCGACACCCUGCCCGAACAGGACGUCGUCCCGUCUCCCGAUCGAUCUCGAAUAGAGCACCUUGACAAUGAUAAAAUCAACAGAAUUCCAGUAAACGCCGUCAAGCCUCGUCCCAGCUCCCCCGGAGUGGCCAAACUCCCUAGCACUUCAUCUUUAAUCAAGGUUGCUGUUAUGCAACAGCAAGCGAGAAUGGAUGAUGGUGGUGGCGGAGGGGGACAUUAUCAAGCCAGAAGUCCCCGUGGCCUUUCCACCAGUCCAAGGAGCACAAAACACGACUCCUCGGCUAAGCGCUCUGCGACACAUGCACAAAUGCUAACGUCUGUCCCCAGCCCUUCGCUCAGAGAUUCGCCCUUGCCUUUGCCCCAGCCUGCGACCCCCCCGGCUCAAAGUGCUCAUUCUUCCCAUAGGUCCACAAUGCACUGGGCCACCUCCUCGGACAUCCCCUCUCCUUGCCCCCCACAAGACUUAUCCAUGACACUGGAUUCUCCCUCUGUUUCCCCCGCGCCCCCUCCUCGGCCGCAACAUAACUCUGAACUCCACCGGCCCACGUCAGAAGCAACCACGACUGUCUGGGACGACACGGACGCCCCGCCGAUUUCCGCCUCGGAGUACAAGAGAAGGAAGUACCGCUCGAGAGACUACUCCGUCAACUUAGACGGCCAGAGACUAGAGGACACCACUAAGCCAGUACGAUUAAAAGAACGCAGGCUAACGUUCGACCCUGCCACGGGUCAGAUCAAGCCCCUAAUCCAUAAAGAACCUUCUCAGUCUGAGGAGCCCCCUACUCCUGAGCCCAUCGAGCCCCAGCAGAGAACUGAAGUCAAUGCGCUGCAGGCCACGGCGCCGGGACCCAACCCUAAUCCUUUUCACCAGACGAACUGGAAGGAGCUGUCCAGAAAUGAAAUCAUUCAGUCCUACUUGAACCUUCAGAGCAAUGUGCUCACCUCGUCCGGGGUCCAAGCCCCGAGCACACACUUUUUCAUGUCCCAGUAUCUGAAAAGGGAAGAGCAGGAAGUGAAAGAGUCGAGGCAAAUGCACGUUUUGCGGACGGACAGUACGGCAGCUGAUUUACCCGGCGUGAGUCGGGAAGUCAAUGAUGAGGACUUGGACAGAAUACACAACCUGCGUUGGCCCGGGGUCAAUGGGUGUUUGGACACCAAGGACACAUGGUAUGAUUGGACAGAGUGCAUAUCGUUGGACCCUCAUGGGGAUGAAAGCAAGCUGAAUAUCCUGCCGUACGUUUGCCUCGACUGA